This is a messenger RNA of Cylicostephanus goldi, 228 nucleotides long. Lineage: Eukaryota; Metazoa; Nematoda; Chromadorea; Rhabditida; Strongylidae. The record is from the annotation of a GenBank genome assembly.
AUGUUCGCGGCACUGUGUCAACGCCGAUUCUACAUUACAUUUUACGCGCGACAAAAGAAUCCGGAAGGCGAGAGCAAGCUCGAAAGAAUACUCUGCUUCGUCGCUGUAAAGUUCGCAGAUGUUUUCUUCACUUAUAAGCCUCCCACAGAUACGUAUAACGCCGAUCUUGGUCGCGAUGCUGUUGUUCCAGAAGGAUUGCCAGCUCAGCUGGCACGGCUGACUCAGUAA